Molecule: messenger RNA, 2209 nt
Organism: Daldinia loculata
Lineage: Eukaryota; Fungi; Ascomycota; Sordariomycetes; Xylariales; Hypoxylaceae
Exons: 2
Coding region: 443-2176 (577 amino acids)
Source: RefSeq, a predicted model, not a curated record
CUCAGCAUUACCAUUGCGCCUAGCACGUUCCUCGUCGCACUAGCCUUCACUUUCGCCUUUUUCUUCAUCUACCUCGUUUCAAUCGGCCAUAUACCGCUACGGAAUAUCUUACCUACCCGCUUUCCUCGGUUUUCCUUCAGGGUGCCGUCAUCUAUUAUACCGCGACCGGGACCGCAAAUCGAGCCGCUACCAAGACGAAAGGCGCUGCCACCCAUUCAAAGAUCGCAUCGACAGAAAGCCCUGCCAGCAUUACCUGCGCCCGGACCAGUGACAAACUCAGAAAAGUCUCUUAUCCACUUACCCUCCAACCGGGCGCAGACUUCAACUCAAAGUUUGCGCUCGUUCUUUUCCUCACGUACCAAACUAGCACUUCCAAGCUCGACACCAACCUCAACUAUAAGUAUAGAUAGCAUUCCGAAGCCAACCAGCCAAGGCGCUCUUAAUGAAAAUGACGUCUAUGUACUCCGAGAACAGUCGAGACGACACAAGCUUCGCGACUCCGAUGUCACCGUCGCGACAGAAACUGUUCGGGUUCCCACCAACCCAUUUAGGCUUUGGCUUCUCGGACGAGGACCUCGACCUGCAAGAAGAGAGCGACAUGGACGACAUGUCUCUGUCAGAUCGUAAUUACAGCCCACCGGCGUGGAAAAGGCUUGAGAAUGGAGAUCGGUGGUACGGUAAUUGGCGCGAGAGUAGGGACAUCUUGGGCGGUUUCGACCAGCCGAGGCGCAUAAAUCAUACCAACAACAGCAUCUUCCAGAACGAUAUCUUCGAGGCAGCUCGUAGGACGCGUCUGCCAACAGGAAGUUUAAGUCCCGAAAAAGGGGUUACACCAGAACCAGAGAGCCCAACUGAGGAUGAUACUCUCGUCAAAUUGAAGAGCCAGUCGCCAGCUAAUGGUCAUUUAAAUGGAGGAACGACACAAAACGGUAUAAUAGCGUCUAUGUCGCCUGGUGCUUCUAGGGAUAAUUACAUCCGAUUAGCGCUGCGUGCUGAUAUCCAACAGCGAACAGAGCCCAUUGAGGCUGCUGUCAAUUUCCUAAGAUCAAAAUCGUGGGGAAAUAUUAUCGUCGCAACCCUCGUCGCGUUCUUAUCAAUGACCGCCAUCCGGACGCUCUUUCAACCCGCGCCACCGCGACCGUCGCCUGAUUUGGUCAAGGUGGCAGGUAUUGCGCGCUCCUUUGAACCAUUGAUCUACUACUCGGAGAAUGGCGUUUCCCAGGUUGGCGAUCUUCAAGCAACCGGUGUUGCUGUGUGGGAUCUCGGCGAGAGUGUUCGGUCAAGUAACAUGACAUCGGCGCCUAUCAUUGUGAAGUCGCUUGAUGAGCUCUCAGAAAGCUUAAAGACUCUGGCUAUCGAGCUUACAAAGUUUUUCUCUAAUGUUGACGGUGAUAUUGACAGCAUACUGAUUGUGAUGGAUUGGGCGCGGCGAGAGUUAUCGCAGGUGCAAGCCGUUCCAAGCCAACCUCUCUCCACAGCAUUUGCCAACAUUCAUACCCUGCUCUCCGUGGCUGGCGUUUUCGAGAAUCCGAACACAGGUAUGCCGACGCGAUUAGGCGAUAUAGCGACAACUAUGUUCGGUAUGUCGCAUCCGCAGCGAACUCGUUACGCGCUCCAACGCACAUUUACGGAAUUCCUAUCGGUCCUAGAAGAAGCAAUCGAGAACGAGCUACACCAUUCGCUAUCACUGUUCGCCCUUUUCGAAGCUAUCGACCGUCAGUUCCUAAACUUGGCACGUGUCGUCGUGCGAGAGUCAUCGCAACAAGAUGAGCAGCACGCUGACUUCCUCUCCUCGUUGUGGACACGCAUUUUAGGGCCUAAAGUAAGCGAGGUCAAGAAGUAUGAGCGUAACCGCGAACUACUUCAGAACGUGCGUGAGAAGACAGUGCGCAACAAAGGCAUACUGGUAGAGCAUAAUGGAAAACUGCUUAGCCUAAAGGCCAACCUUGAGACUUUGAGACGGAAGCUGGUUUCGCCGCUAGUACGAAGCGUAAACAGCAGUACCCUCUCGCUCGAGGAGCAGAUCAAAAGCCUCGAGGACGUGGGCGUAUACCUCGAAAACUUACGCGCACGGCAAAGGGGCAAGCUAAUAGAGAUGGUACACGGUAGUGCCAGUGCCAGGGCCAGUAUCUCGGGAAGCGCAAGAUUAAUCGAUAACCAAGGAAGUUGGGCUUGAUGGAGUUAAAGCGGGAAUAUAAAUAAGGAUUUU